This is a messenger RNA of Epinephelus fuscoguttatus (brown-marbled grouper), 2444 nucleotides long. RefSeq names its product retinol dehydrogenase 5 (11-cis/9-cis) (gene rdh5). The coding region runs from base 596 to 1594 and encodes 332 amino acids. Gene Ontology annotation, molecular function: oxidoreductase activity. The record is from RefSeq and is a predicted model, not a curated record. NCBI's taxonomy places the organism in Eukaryota, Metazoa, Chordata, Actinopteri, Perciformes, Serranidae. The transcript is spliced from 6 exons.
ACCAGUCUUAAGACGUGCAUGCAGCAUGCAGUUACAGAUUACACCGUAUGUAUUGUUUAAGCUGUAAAACUGAUAUCAUGGGUCAGUGAACUGAGUGAACCAAGGAGGUUUAACACAUACUUUUGAGGGUGCACAAGGCUUUAACUGAGGGAUUAUUUAUUUGUUACAACACUCUUAAAACAAGCCUGCAUACCCUCUGAACCACCAGGGUCUAAAAAUACUUGAAAGUACCUGAUGUAAUGUGGAAAGUAGAUAAUGUACUGUGAGAAGUAGCUAAAAAAAAGUUCUUUGAUAUCCAAGUUUGCAUUAUGUAAGGAAAGUUCUCUGUGUAUUCUGUAAUUCCCACCACUUUUUUUUUUUUUUUGGAAACACACACACAUGCACAAACCAAGUGGUUACGGAUUGGGGAUUACCAAUCGCGGACUUGUCUUAAAGGAUAAACCAGAGGGAUAAAGCCUCUCUCUGACCAGCCUUCUCUGAGUUAAGACAGAAGAAUAACCUGAAAGGGAAAGGGAAGAGGACGGAUAACUUGUAGGGAUCCAUCACUUCUCAUAAAAAGGAAAAGCGAGUACUGAGCCCUCCAGGUGGAAGCAGCAUGGAUACGCAGUUUGUCUACGACCUUCUAGGGGAAAAUGCCUGGUUGUACAUCUUUGCUACCUUCGUGGUGUUGUGGACUUUAGUGUGGCUGUACAGAGACAGCCUGGAGAUUGAGAACAUCACUGACAAGUAUGUGUUUGUGACCGGCUGCGACUCAGGGUUCGGAAACCUGCUGUGUAAGAAGCUCGAUCGUAAAGGUUUCCAUGUGCUGGCCGGCUGUCUCACAGAAAAGGGAGCUGAUGACCUGAAGAGGGUGGCAGGGCCUUAUUUGAAGACCAUCCUGCUAGAUGUGACCAAUCAAGACAGCGUCCAGAGAGCGAUGGAGUGGACCAAGAAGGAGGUUGGCGAAAAGGGACUUUGGGGUAUUGUGAACAAUGCUGGACGCUCAUUACCCAUGGGCCCUUCAGAGUGGAUGAAAGUGGAGGAUUUCCACAGCACGCUGAAAGUCAACAUGAAUGGGGUGAUCUCCAUGACGAUGACCUUCCUGCCCCUCAUCAAAAAGGCUCGUGGCCGUAUUGUAAAUGUAGCGUCGGUGCUGGGCCGGGUGGCUGCAAAUGGUGGAGGAUACUGCAUCUCCAAGUUUGCAGUAGAGUCUUUCUCUGACUGCCUCAGGAGAGAUAUAAACUACUUUGGAAUCAAUGUGUGCAUCAUUGAGCCCGGGUUUUUUAAGACGGCAGUGACAAGCCUCGACCCCCUCGAGAGGGAGCUGCAUCGCCUGUGGAACCAGCUCAGCCCUGAAGUGCAGGCCAGCUAUGGAGACAAAUACCUUGAUAAGUACAUCAAGGUCCAGCGUUUGAUCAUGAACGCUGUCUGCGACACUGACCUCUCCAAGGUGACCGGCUGCAUGGAGCACGCUCUGACCGCUGCCUACCCACGCACCAGAUACAGUCCCGGCUGGGAUGCCAAGCUCAUCUGGAUCCCCCUCUCUUACAUGCCUUCCUGUGUGGUUGACAUUGGGCUGAGGUUGGUGCUGCCUCGUCCGUCAAAGAGCAUGUAACUCGUGAUGACUUUGAAGAAAUGUCUUAAAACUUAUCAGCCAUUUUGUGUCAUUUUGAUGCAGUGCAGAUGCUGACUUAAAGAAAUUAAUCUUUUGCCUUUUUUAAAGUACCCAUAUUCCUUAUCUACACUGGCCAUGCAAUGAUCUGAUGUUGCUGUUAUUAUAUUUAUAUGUCUAAUCUGCCAUGUUAAAGUUUUGUUUUGUUUUUUUUCUGUGUGAUGUCUGCUUGAGACAUUUUUAGACAACAUGAAAUAAUGAAAGUGUAUUGUAUAAUUUACUGUUUAAUUGUUGUUUUGUUUGUUAACACUUUGCUGUGCCUUUUGACACUGUUAUUUAUGUUCCUUGAUAUGGAUGCUGUUAACCAUCAGAGGCUAAAUAAACAGGAUUCUGCUGUCAAGAAAAAUAUAUAUUUUGAAUUUUAACAAUGUCUUUAGUGUGUUAUGGUGUGUAUGAUGUUCAAAUAUAAGCCGUUAUACCUACUUCUGUGUUACUUUGAGUUGUUAAUUUGUCUUAAUUACAUUUUUUGUUGCUCAUACAGUUCAUGUAAGCUAUCAGUUCAGUCAUCAGUUAUUGACAAGAUGUACUGAGCAGGUUCAGCUGGCAGUGAUUAUAAUAAUAAACUGAGAAGCUUGUUCACCAUGUGUUGUUACGCAACAGGUCAAAGUUUUUUCAGAUGUAAAUAUUCUUGCAGAGUUAAUGACAGGUGUGACUUUAUGUUAUGAUUUCAUCACAGCUAGUCUAUUGCUCAGUGCUCUAAUAUUGUUGAUCUGUCUCAUCCAUAAUACUGAAUUGUAUGGUGACAAAACCGUAAAUAAACACCCACACCAAGUCCUCGUGGCAGCAUGGCAGA